AUGCAAGUCUUGGGUGCAGUGAUCGGGCAAAGUGUCACCUUCUUUGCGGGGAAUGAAAAUGGUGGAGCCGAAGACCGAGCGAGGGGCGUGCGGGAUGUUGCAGCACAAACAAAACAAAUAAACGUUGAUAAUUUCACUAAGAAAACCACCAGGAGUGGUACUGUAGGAUCCCAAGCCUCAUUGUGGACGAGGUUAAUUUGGAAUUUGGCAUUGCCUGGACUAGGUGGAGAUGUGAACUCGGCGUCCAAGUCGGCUCCAGCUGCCAUCGCAAAAUGGACCAAGCAGGCAAAGCAAGCAAGUGUCCUGCUGAUAUCUUCAGAGUUUGGCUACCCGUUUCGUCUGCAAACCGCAGGGUGA
Molecule: messenger RNA, 357 nt
Organism: Durusdinium trenchii
Lineage: Eukaryota; Dinophyceae; Suessiales; Symbiodiniaceae
Source: the annotation of a GenBank genome assembly